Molecule: messenger RNA, 3843 nt
Organism: Microstroma glucosiphilum
Lineage: Eukaryota; Fungi; Basidiomycota; Exobasidiomycetes; Microstromatales; Microstromataceae
Exons: 2
Coding region: 210-3440 (1076 amino acids)
Biological process (GO): nuclear-transcribed mRNA catabolic process, nonsense-mediated decay
Cellular component (GO): telomerase holoenzyme complex
Molecular function (GO): telomerase RNA binding; telomeric repeat DNA binding; protein binding
Source: RefSeq, a predicted model, not a curated record
CCGACACCUUUGCUCCUACUCGCCCCUCUUAUAGAGUCACUUUACUUUCACCUCCUUGCCAUCUACCAGCUCCUCUUCCUGUUUCUCUUCGAACUCACCAUCCUGUCUACGCUUCCGACGAUGAAGUAGCAACGAGGACAAUCAUGAUCAGAAAAAGGUAAGCAGCAUCAUCUCACCCUCUUGCUGCCCAACACAUCCCGCUCGCCUAGAUGGCACCACCAAAGAGUGAAUCUGCCAGCCAGAGCUCAUCGGAUUCGGAAGCUGCGGCCGCGGCUGCUCCUGCUCUCCAGACUUCUGCUCGCUCCUCGUCCGUCUCUCUCAAGGCUCUCAAGCGGCAGUUGGCGGAGCAGCUAUCUCAGCGCAAUGUGACCCUUGCGCCGACAUUGUCCACAGACCUUGCCUUCACCCGCAAUCAGGUCCGCAAUGCAUAUCUCCGCCUUCUGUUCCAUGCCCCAUUCACCAAGUCUGCCCAUCAGGCUGAGCUGGGACUCUGGAAUGAGACCACCCACAGGGUCGUCGGCGUAUAUCGGGGCAGGCUGUCGAAGUUGGAGAAGGAGAUGAAGGAGCAGCAGCAGCAGCAGCAGCAGCAGCAAAGCGCAUCACGGCCAAGUACGCCAGCAAAAGAUGACACAAAGGCAGCAGGCCCCUCAGCGACGAAGCGAAAAGCUCAAAGUCAGGAGUACAGCAAAUUGUCGGAGGCUCUACGCCAACUCCUCGCAAAGGAGGAGGCCUUCUGGAAAGGAUUGGCAGAGCGCAUGGCCAAUGUCUUCAGGCUCGCCGAGACGCAGCCUGCCUUGGAGAGAGCUGGCCUCACGACCAGUGGCCAAAAGAUACCCAUCGGCCCUAGAGCUAUCGUCGGAGAGGGUGGCCAACCAGCGGGCUUGGCUCGUUUACCCAACACCCCUGCAGAAUUGGAUCCGGCAGUACUGCAAAUGGCAAACCUGCCUCGGCACAAGGAGCGACUGAUCGAGAUUGUUCACAGAGCUCUGGUGUACUGUGGCGACCUCGCCAGGUACAGAGAGAUCUAUCGUGAACCCUCUAAUUCCUCACCAUCGAGGAAGGGCCCGACCUCAGGUCACCGAGGGGGAGGAAGAAAAGCUGCGACAGUCCCCAUCUCCCCAAAUCCGCAGCAGCGCAAUUUUGAAGAUGCCAUUGCCUGUUACGAAGCUGCUCGCUUGCUUGUCCCUUCCAGCGGCAACCCAUCAAACCAGCUCGCCGUCGUCUCUGCGUACUGCGGAGACGUGUUUGGUGCCGUCUAUCAUUACUACCGAGCUCUCUGUGUCAAGGUACCAUUCGAAAGUGCCAAGAUCAACCUAGGGACAUCGCUGGGCAAAGCAGUGACGGAAUGGGCAAAGGAUGGCGGCCUCGAGGCUUCCAGUGAGGCUGACGGGUCCGGUAGUGCAAGACCCCUGUCUGAUGAGAAGCGAAAGCAAAGCUGCCUAAAGACUUACAUUGCCCUACAAGGGCUCUUCUACACUCGCAAAAGCUUCAUUUCACUGCAACCACUGUCGGCUCAAUUCCACCAGACCUUUCAGGCUGCAGUGGCCGAUCGCAUACUACCAACUGAUGUCAUCGUGCGCAUAUUUGUGACUUCGGUUGCUGCUUCCUGGACCGCAAGACUGUGGCGCAAGAGCGACUCCAACGGCUCCCAGAAGGUGGAGGCUUCCGAGACAGGAGCAGGUAACCUGAGAGAGGACGCACAGUCUCUGGCCCUCAAUGUCGAGCUGCAAUUGCUCGAUCACGUACUGUCCACUGCACAGGCUCUAUUUGACAUAGCUACAACGCAGAGUCGAAUUGCGCUGGAGAACGCUUCGCUGCCGCCAAGCGGAACUGGCAGCAAGGGUGCAGCUAGAGACGGUCAGUCUCCAGCAACCAAGAACUUGACUCCUGUCAUGCGUCGUGUACUGCCAGCUACGCGGAUUGCAAGCAAGUGGAUCAAGUCCCAUCUCGACUACAUUGAUCGGAGCCAACAAACAUGUAUCUCAAAGGCUGCCGAAGGUUUCGCAUCAGUGAAGGGCAGCUCGAACAACGCAGAAGCAGUAGCUUGUGCGGCCGCGGAACUGUCUCUGAUACAACGUGUUGAGGACUUCUGGGCCUCUUUCGUCAUCUUCACCAACACCCUUCGCUAUGCGUUUCCCUUUGACGCUUUGCCCAGCCUGGGGACAGUGAGGCCGACCGGUGCUGCGCCAUUGUCCCUCGAAGAAGACACUGAUCUUCGAGGAUUCAUCCCUACGCGGCGAGGCAUGCUGACGCAAGACGACAAGCCGAUCAAUCCUGCUGACAGAGCUCUGCACCCUAAUGAAGAGCAAUUGAUGCGUAUCGCAGACUUGUUGGUAGAUGCCAAGGUGAUUGCUGAGAGUGAAGCGAGCCCCAUCGUCUUCGAUGACGCCAAAGGUACCUUUAGAAUGGCGCCGGCCAAGGACGGUUUGCACCCCAAGGCCGGGCCCACCCUCCUCCAAGGCAACAAUGUCAACGGACUUGAGGCGAAGCUACUGAGCUCAAGUCUCGGCGAUGGAGACGACACUGUCUCGAUUGGGACUUCAGAGGCGACUGAAGACGUUGUUGAUCUGGCUAUGCGAGCUCGAGAGGGUGCUGAAGACUUCACCGACGACGCAGAUGCAUCCGAGGACGAGGAUGAGAUCCUGAUUCCAGCGGCUGUCCACAAUCGACAGCUACAGUAUGCGCAGCAGUUCCAAGCGCAAGGGGCUUCGACUCCCGGCUCUCAGGGGAUAGGCAACACCCCCACUUCUCUGGCUAGCUUUCAGCCUGCUCCGCCCCAGCAGAGCGCACAGUCUGCCAUCUAUGCGCCACCGUCGACUACCACUGCUUCCACCUUCGGCGGGCCACGUGAAGGUCUUGCUGCUUCUACCACGGCACAAGAUCUGUUCCUGCAGAUGCUAAACGGUCGUCCCACUCCCCAAUCGGCUAGCGCGAAUCUGUCGGGCUUUGCUACGCCCCCCGCCCGCGAAGUCUCCAACGGCACACCAGUUGCGCCAUCGCUUUCUAGGGCACCCUCUGCGACUGGGUCUCCCCACCACGCUCAGGGCUUCUCGAUGACACCGCAAUCGCAAUUCCUCUUUGGAGGAGGCCUGGGCGGCGGAGCAAGUCAGCCCGUUCACACUCCUACACACCAGUCCAUGGCAGGUCUGGCCAGUAUCUGGAGUCCCGGGCCAGGAGAAGUGCGUCAUCAACAUCAUGCCUCUCUGCAGAGUUCGCCUAGAGCAUCUUCCACUGGAGAUGGGAUCUGGAAUGCUGCUCCUGGAUCGGGAACGUCUACUUCUGCUGGAUUUGGGACGCCAUCGACGAUGCAGAUGCAACAGCAGCAGCAACAAGGGCAGCACUUGAGGCAGAGUCAGCAGUGGCAAGCAUCGCCUUUACAGCACGCUGCUGCUGUGGAGAGGCCAAUGGGACCGGGAUGGCCGAAUCAGCAGAGAGGAUGAAGGGGGGAGAGCUACUCAGUUGGCUUCAGCAAGGGGACCACACGUCGGACCCUUUUUAGGGACCUCAGCCGUCAGCCAGCGUGACGAAGCAGUAUGGAGGGUGUGGCCUUCAAGGCCCUGCCGCCAUCACAAGCGCCCCAUCCAUCGUCAUUGGCCAUCCGUCGCGGUGGCCGACCGAAGCGAUCAGCCAUCGCGUGACAGGGAGAGCAGCUCUUUUUAAAUGCUCUCCAGAGCCAUGGUGUACCAAGAUCAGGCAGGGUGUGAGCUCCUGACCAAAGGGAGAGCCCCUUUCCUUUUCUUCACCUCAGUAUAGCCUCGCUGGAUGAACAAUCGAUUCCCGCUUCAUACGAGUCUGUUUUCAUGAUAAAGACAACGUGAUGGCCAUUGAGUCUAUGAUCUUGAG